CCCAGCUCUGCAGCAGCACAUUGAAGCAGCCAUUGACAGAAUCAAGCUGCAUAAUGACCUCAGCCCCAGUGACAGAAGAAGAACAUCUUGGCCCCAGAAAUGAGAACAACACCACAAAUCCGACUAUGGCUUCUCCAACUUGCAAAGAUGCAAUGUGUAUCUUCUUUGCAGCAGCCAAUUUGAUGAUCUUCAUCCUGGGUGUUGUUGGAAAUGGUUUAGUGAUCUGGAUUGCAGGGUUUAAGCUAAAGAAAUCAGUUAUUAUCACCUGGUACCUGAGUUUGGCCAUGUCCGAUUUCAUAUUAUGCGCCUUCCUGCCCAUUGGUAUCAUUGAUAUGUUGAAAAAUGAGUGGGUCUUUGAUUACUUCAUGUGCAAGUUCUGGUCUUUCUUCACGUUGCUUAACAUGUACAGCAGCAUCUUCCUCCUUGUCAUCAUCAGUGUGGACCGCUGUGUAGUUGUUAUGUUUCCUGUGUGGGCACAAAACCAGCGCACCAUAAAAAAGGCUUCUGUGGCAGUCGUGCUGGCUUGGCUCAUCUCAGCAGCCCUUAGUGCACAGUCAGUUGUCCUCGACGAUGUUGAGCACGAUCACCUCGACCAUACCACAUUUUGUUUCUACAGUCACAUAAAUGAUCAAAACCAUUUUGCUGAAGUGGCAUGUGAGUUAAUUUUUGGGUUUCUGAUUCCUUUCCUGGUCAUUAUUGUCUGCUAUGUUGCUAUUGUCCGAAAGCUGAAGUCCAACCAGAUGCCGAAGUUUAAAAAGCCCUUCAAGAUCAUGACGGUGCUGGUUGCUACUUCCUUGAUUUGCUGGGUGCCUUAUCACACUGUUGCUUUGAUGGACCUAAACUAUGAGAAAUAUAAGAGUUUUCUUCCUACCGCAUAUGUGGUUGUCAUCAUUCUUGCCAGUGCCAACAGUGCUCUGAACCCAUAUCUUUAUGCAUUCAUGGGGAAGGACUUUAAGAUCCAAUGUAAUGCACUUCUGUCAAAGAUUGAGAGUGCAGUCAAGGAGGACCUCUAAUGGAAAUCUACUGCCACCUCCAGGGAAGGCAAACUACUGUUUGAA
Molecule: messenger RNA, 1058 nt
Organism: Colossoma macropomum (tambaqui)
Lineage: Eukaryota; Metazoa; Chordata; Actinopteri; Characiformes; Serrasalmidae
Product: chemokine-like receptor 1
Exons: 2
Coding region: 54-1013 (319 amino acids)
Biological process (GO): chemotaxis; complement receptor mediated signaling pathway; positive regulation of macrophage chemotaxis
Cellular component (GO): plasma membrane
Molecular function (GO): G protein-coupled receptor activity; complement receptor activity
Source: RefSeq, a predicted model, not a curated record